AUGGAGCGAGUUGCUGCUGCUGCUGCUGCAGCAGCAGCAGCAGCAGCAAAUACAGCAGCAGCAGCAGAAGAUACAGCAGCAGCAGCUGCAGCUGCUGCUGCAACUGCAGCAACAACAGAUGAUCCAAAACCCCCAGCAGCAGCAGCAGCAGCAUCAGCAGCACAUUCAGCAGCAGCAACAGACACAGCAGCAGCAGCAGCAACAGCAAAUACAGCAGCAGCAGCAGCAGCAGCAGCAGCAGCAGCAGCAACAGCAAAUACAGCAGCAGCAGCAGCAGCAGCAGCAGCAGCAGCAGCAGCAGCAGCAAAUACAGCAGCAGCAGCAGCAGCAGCAGCAGCAGCAGGUGGUCAUCGACCAGUAUUGAGCGUCUUUAUAGACAACCGAUUAAAGCGGCUGCGCGUUGUGGGGAGGCAGCAGCACUUUGCUGCUUCCUCGCAGCUGUAUGCAGCAGCAGUACACAUACAGCAGCAGCAGCAGCAGCAGCAGCAACAGCAGCAGCAGCAGCAGCAGCAGCAGGAGCGGCAGCAGCAGGAGCAGCAGCAGGAGCACAAGCUGCAGAAAGAAGGAGAGGUUGAAUCGCGAUCCAGCAUUCAGCAGAAGUUGCAGCAGCUGCUGCUGCAGCUGCAGCAGCAGCAGCAGCAGCAGCAGCAACAGCAGCAACAGCAGCAGCAGCAGCAGCAGCAGCAACGGAAACAACUGCAGCAUGCUACUGCCGAGACAACAGCAGACACAGCAGCAGCAGCAGCAGGAGAUACAGCAGCAACAGCAACACCAGACACAGCAGCAGCAGAAACAGCAACAGCAAAUACAGCAGCAGCAGCAGCAGCAGCAGCAGCAGCAGCAGCAGCAGAUACAGCAGCAGCAGCAGCAGAUACAGCAGCAGCAGAGUGGGACCUCGAUCUGUCUCGUAAUUUUUUUGUAGAAUUUGAUUGGGGUGUUGCUGCAGCAGCACUGCAGCAGCUCGGUUUGCUGCAGCCUUCUCCUGCUGCAGCAGCAGCAGCAGCAGCAGCAACAGCAGCAGCAGCAGCAGCAGCAGCAGAUAGAUUGUGUUGUAUAUCUCUAGCAGCAAACGAGCUCCUGUCUUUGCCUUUUUUUUUUUCUGCUGCUGCUUUAAAUAACCUCAGAGAGCUGCACCUUAAUUACAACCAUAUACAAACCCUCAUCCUCAGCAGCAGCAGCAGCAGCAGCAGCAGCAGCAGCAGCAGCAGCAGCAGCAGCAGCAGCAGCAGCAGCAGCAGUAGUAGCAGCAGCGGCAGUACCAGCAACGGCAGCAGCAGCAAGAACAAAAACAAAACACCACCAACAGCAGCAUCAGCAGCAGCAGAAGCAGCAGCAGCAGAAGCAACACCCGCAGCCGCAGCAGCAGCAGCAGCAGCAGCAGCAGCAGCAGCAGCAGCAGCAGAUGGUGUGUUCACAGUGCUGCUGCCGCAGCUGCAGCUGCUCGACUUAAAAUAUAAUAAACUGAGCAGCAUAGAGGGCCUCCAUUUGCUGCUGAACCGUCAUAAACAUAUAAAAACGUAA
Messenger RNA from Eimeria mitis, 1521 nucleotides. RefSeq lists its product as uncharacterized. NCBI's taxonomy places the organism in Eukaryota, Apicomplexa, Conoidasida, Eucoccidiorida, Eimeriidae. The coding region runs from base 1 to 1521 and encodes 506 amino acids. The transcript has a single exon. The record is from RefSeq and is a predicted model, not a curated record. Gene Ontology annotation, molecular function: protein binding; ice binding.